Messenger RNA from Durotheca rogersii, 1234 nucleotides. Its product is annotated as elongation of fatty acids protein. Gene Ontology annotation, biological process: fatty acid elongation, saturated fatty acid; sphingolipid biosynthetic process; fatty acid elongation, polyunsaturated fatty acid. The coding region runs from base 86 to 1096 and encodes 336 amino acids. The transcript is spliced from 4 exons. Gene Ontology annotation, cellular component: endoplasmic reticulum membrane. The record is from RefSeq and is a predicted model, not a curated record. NCBI's taxonomy places the organism in Eukaryota, Fungi, Ascomycota, Sordariomycetes, Xylariales, Xylariaceae. Gene Ontology annotation, molecular function: fatty acid elongase activity.
GCUGCUCGCGUGGUCGGUUCAGGUCGCCCGGUGUCCCCAUAUUGACUGCCAUUGAGCAUCGUCGGCUGCGUUGGCAUUCCGCGUCAUGGCUUCUGCCGCUCCUACCCUCUGGGACACCCUCCCCAUCCCAACCCUCGACCGACCGUUUGGUGUCCAGCUAUGGCCCUACUUCAGCAAGGCCUUCGAGGUGGUGGCGGGCUAUCCCGCCGACGACUUCCGAUUCGUGACUGGCAAGACGCCCAUGUCGACGCUGAAGGAGACCUUGAUCUUCCUCACCAUCUACUAUAGCGUCAUCUUCGGCGGUAGGGAGUUCAUGCGGGACCGAGAACCGUUCAAGAUGAGAUCUCUCUUCCUGGUCCACAACUUCUACCUCACCGCCAUCAGCGGCAUACUGCUGGCGCUGUUCGUCGAGCAGCUGCUGCCCACCGUCGUCCGCCACGGCAUCUUCUACGCGAUCUGUGACGCUGACGGAGGCUGGACGCAACCGCUGGUAGUCCUUUACUACUUAAACUACCUCACCAAGUACCUGGAGCUGUUGGACACGGUGUUUUUGUUCUUGAAGAAGAAGCCAUUGACCUUCCUGCACUGCUACCAUCACGGCGCGACAGCCUUCCUCUGCUACACCCAGCUCAUCGGCUCUACCGCGGUCUCGUGGGUCGUCAUCACGCUCAACCUGACCGUGCACGUCGUCAUGUACUGGUACUACUUCCAGAGCGCCCGCGGAAUCCGAAUCUGGUGGAAGGAGUGGAUCACCCGCCUGCAGAUCAUCCAGUUCAUCAUCGAUCUUGGUUUCGUCUACUUUGCCGCCUACACCUACUUCACGUCUACCUACUUCCGGUGGAUGCCCAAUGCGGGCCAAUGCGCCGGCGAGGAGUUCGCCGCUUUCGCUGGUAUCGGCACUCUCACUUCGUACCUGGUCCUCUUCAUCUCCUUCUACUUCGCGACGUACAAGAAGGAUCAUAAAGCGCCUAGCACACGCAAGACCCUUCGCCGCAUGUCGCAGGCCCCUCUGCCCGACCACCACCAUACGGUCGCUUCCGCCUCCGCCACUGGUAUGAAAGCCAACGGCGUCAGCACGCGCUCCCGGAAGGCGUGAGCGCCAGAAUCGACGAGCACUUGCCAAUCCGGGGACGCGUUGCCUACGCGGAUUUGGGGCCAGUACGCCAUUUUUGCAUUACGGAAUCUUGGGUUCCGACAUCGAAUCGUGAGCGAAAAAAACUCAGGUGCUAGAAGA